GCAAUAAACAUGGAAAUUUUCAAGUUUGUGAAGUAGCCGACCUCUGAAAACAGGCUAAUUCAGUCAGAAAACGGCUGAACUGACAGCACUGGGCAGCAGCUGAAGCGGCGACCAGUAUUUGUGAAUGAAAUACUGUACGAAUCAUCAUUGUGUGUCGGGCCGGGCGCGAGCUCGUUUACCUGCGCGUUACUGAGUUGAGUUAGUCGAGUUUUUGUCGUCGGCGCGAUCAGUUGCUGGCAGCUGCUUAGCUGUUCUCGAAACGUGCCUCUGUUUUUCUCAAUUUCUCAGUGUGUGCCUGCAACAGUUGUGUAAAUAAUAAAUAAAGUGUGCGCAAACUUUGUGCAGUGCAAAGUUCGUUGCUUCAGUCGUUCGUUCGUUUGUUGUGUAGCAAAAACCAUAAAACAUAAAUGUCGAGACGGCAAAAACGUGAAAUGCAUCUGAGCCGACAAAUGCAAAUGCAAACGCGCUUGUAAAUGUAAAUUUGACAAUUCUGAAUGGCCGUCGGCAUUUUUAUUGUUUGGUUGUGCUAACGCUUACCUGAAACGCGGACAGCCCUUAACGAGUCCUGCAGCCGGCUAGAGGCAACAGAAAACAAACAGAAAAAAAAGCAAACGUCGUCGCAUCCGUUUCCGGUUCUUUGUGUGUCUGAUAGUCGUAUUUGAUUAUUGUACUUGUAUUCAACGCUCAUUCAUGAAUGAAAUUCUGUGUACUGUGUGCUGGUGCGUCAUGUCCCUGUCCCUUAGCCUGUCGCUGUCCCUCUCCCGGUCCAACGGUGUCAACUGAGCGGCGCAUUGUUAUUAUUGUUACCUACUAGACCCAGGCCCAGGCCGAGGCCCAGCCAAGUGCACCGUAAAGAUCUUUAUCGCAUUUUCUGGAGCAGCAACCGUUUCUCAGCCCAGCUCAGCUCUGCUCUGCUCUGUCUGGUCUGUCAGUCAGUCAGGUAGACAAAACAUUCGGCCAAGUUAAUGCGGUUUAUUGUCUCAGUGGACACACAUUCGCAACGAUCUAUAAACGUCGCUCGUUGACUGAUAAAUCGGCCCGGUUAUCGUCUCGCAAAUACUGCUAUUUAAGUUUCGCACGCUGAUAAAUCGAAGACAGCGAGAGGAAGGCAGAGACUCCAGACAAAUACAAAUAGCUAGCUGCUUCGACAAAAUGUGGCCCAAACUAAGCUGCCUGCUGCUGGCUCUUUCGCUGGUCGCAGCCAAUCAGCUGAAGGAUCUGCUGGAGGAUGCCACCACCCCCGCCAGCAACACCACCCCCGCCAGCAGCACCACCCCCACCAGCAGCACCACAGUCAGCGCCUAUGUCAUAUCGGCUGCAGCUGUGUCCGCCUACAAUGCGGCCACGCCCAAGUCCAAGUCGAAAAUGGCAACGGGCAAAUACUUUAACAAGAGCUCGCCCAAAAAGCGCAAGGCCGAGGAGGUCUCCUCGCUGCCGCUGCCCGUGGACACUGAUGGUCUGCUCGAGUGGAAGUGCCCCAAUAUUUCGGGGACACGCAACGCCGAGCUCGAGUGCGGCUGCGAUCUGCCCCACACGCUGCGCUGCAACAUCGAUCUGCAUGGACUUUUGAUACUGGCGGACAGGCUGCGUAGUUCGCCGUAUUCCAUCUCGUUGCUGGACUGCUCGCUGCGCAACGUGACCUUCCUGAGCGACGCCAAGAUCUUCGAUGGCAUCUCGCUGCACGGCCUGGUCAUCUCAUCCGGCGAGAUCAAGCGUGUGCACAAGUCCGCGUUUCUGGGCAUCAAGGGACCGCUGCAGGCCUUGGGUCUGCCCGGCAACGCGCUGCUGAGCGUGCCCUGGAAUGCGCUGUCCACGCUGAGCACGCUGGAGCGCUUGGAUUUGGCGAACAACAAGAUCAAGGCGCUGGGCACGGCCGAUUUUGUGGGCCUGGGCAAUCUGGUGUAUCUGGAGCUGAGCAGCAAUCAGAUCUCGAGCAUAUCGCAGCGCACCUUCAGCAGCCUGCGCAAGCUGGAGGUGCUCAAGCUGGGCGGCAAUCGGCUGGGCGACUAUGCGCAGAGCCUCAAGGCGCUCGGCCAGUUGAGCCUGAGCCUGCGGCAGCUGGAUCUGACGGCCAACAAUCUGAAUGGUCCGCUCAGCGAACAGACGUUGCCGGGCCUGCGCAAUCUCGAGAAUCUGAAUCUCAAUCGCAACAUGAUCAAGAGCAUCCAGAACAAGGCGCUGGCGAACUUUUCGCGCCUGGUCAGCCUCUCGCUGCGCCACAAUCAGAUCGAUGUGCUGCAGGAUCACGCCUUCUAUGGUCUGGGCGCGCUCGACAGCCUGGAUCUGAGCUACAAUGGCAUUGUGGCCAUCUCUAGCGCUUCGCUGCAGCAUCUCACGCGGCUCACGAUGCUCGAUCUGACACACAACUUUCUGCGCGCACUCACCUCGGAUCUGAUUGCGCCGCUGCCGUCGCUCCGGGAGCUGCGGCUGGCCGGCAAUGACAUCUCGAUUGUGGCGCGGAAUGCCAUGGAUCGGGCACAGGAGCUGCAGAGCCUGCAGAUGCAGGACAAUCCGCUGUCCUGCGACUGCAGCAUACGUCCCUUCGCCGAAUGGCUGCAGGUCUCCAAGCUGUCGUCCAGCUUGAGCGCGUCUUGCGUGACGCCGCCGCGUCUGGAAGGCGCCCCGCUGCUGCAGGUGCCCGUCGAGACGCUCACCUGCGACAUGGACAAUGUGGAGAAGGACAAUGCGAAUAUAAUGGAGCAUCUGGAAACGCUGGCCAAGCCCAAUCAGACCUCAGCCCACGUCAAGGACUUGUCGGAGGAGAUUAUUCUGCAUGAGCUGCACUACUCGGCGGAUUAUGGCCUUAUAUUGACCUGGCUGCUGAAUCUCAGCAAGAAGGAUUACAUGUGCGAUGCCAUAUUCGUGUACAAGGAGGAGAACAUCAAUGAAAUACUCAUAGACAAUUCACCCAUCCACUGUGAGAGCAAGGUCGUCAACGGUCAGAACACAGUGAGCGUCAUAGUGCCCGAUAGCUCAUCCCUGGACAUAGGCGAAAGCUACCGCUUCUGCCUGGUCAUGGUGCAGGAGCAGAAUCCGAAGGCAGAUCUAAAUAUUGGCUGCUCGAACAUAACCCAGCUGCAGCUGAGCAGUCCCGGCGCAUUGCCCGUGCUGCGCCAGUAUCAGCGUCGUCCGUACUACACGCCGCAUGAGCUCGAGUCGGAGCAUUUGGCGCCUGGCGAGGAUUAUCCGCUGAAUAAGCGGCAAUUCAACAGCAUUGCGGGCAGCCAACAGCAAAUGCAUCCGCAGCCGCCUUCUGCGCCGCCGUCACCAACGCUGCUGCACAGCUACAAUGUCAUCGAUUCGCUGAACAAGAGUUUUCUGCCUGGCCUGGGUCUGGGCAUUCUGGUCACCUCGGUGGUCGUCUUGAUUUGGGGCGCCACGCGCAUACGCCAGGGCGUGGCCGUCAGCGCCGGCGCAAACGAUGUCAGUCUCAGCAGCAACAGCAACAGCAUGCAGCACCACAACAACAACAACAAUAAUAACAGCAGCAGACCGAGCACGCCCACAGCAACCACCUGCUAUGCCGCCUCGGAUCAUAUAGCACGAAUGGCGGAUGCCGAGAACGGGACGCGUUACCUCAAGCUGCAGGCAACGACGAGCCUGUAAAAGGCGACCCCCUCGCUCAGCCAAUCAACCAAUCGCUGGAAACUUGUGAUAGUACAAGCACUUGUACCCGAUAUAUCUUAGGACACAUAUAGAGUAGAGUAGAAGGACGAGCCGUUGUUAGGGCUCCUGCACUAAUCCAAAUACUUGGCCUAACACUAACCAAAUUGUGCCAUAAACUAACCCACACACAAUCAAGUCUCUCCUCUAUUUCCCUCUCUAUACUAUAAAAUCUACUUAAUUUGUUGCCCUUGCAGAUAGGUUUUAUAUUCUCGAUCUGGAAUAAAAUGCCUGCAAGGGUAUUUAGACUUCGGCACUUCGAAGCGAACUAUUCUCGCAUCGUAACAAGUUUGUUAGAAGUAGCAUUAAUUAUUUACGUUGUCGCCUCUGUCCCUAAUGUUAGCCUUUUAGCCCUAAGAAAUUGUAAGUCAUGACCCUAGGCAUAAGGCUUUAAUAAUUUAUUAACCACAUACCAAGCACACACAAAACAAAUUGUAAGUAAGCAACAGGAUAAAUAAAUGUUGAAAGUACUAUAAUAUUCAUAAUAAACACACACACAAUGCA
Drosophila montana is the source of this 4167-nucleotide messenger RNA. It is a transcript of the gene Lrt, whose product is annotated as Leucine-rich tendon-specific protein. Gene Ontology annotation, molecular function: protein binding. Lineage: Eukaryota; Metazoa; Arthropoda; Insecta; Diptera; Drosophilidae. The transcript is spliced from 6 exons. The record is from RefSeq and is a predicted model, not a curated record. The coding region runs from base 1153 to 3606 and encodes 817 amino acids.